Molecule: messenger RNA, 1598 nt
Organism: Castor canadensis (American beaver)
Lineage: Eukaryota; Metazoa; Chordata; Mammalia; Rodentia; Castoridae
Gene: Slc22a4
Product: solute carrier family 22 member 4
Biological process (GO): transmembrane transport; carnitine transport
Cellular component (GO): membrane
Molecular function (GO): ATP binding; transmembrane transporter activity
Source: RefSeq, a predicted model, not a curated record
GAGGACACUAUAGAGACUCAUUUUUCAUUCUUAAAUGGACCAUUGCUAAUUUUUCAUUCACAGUCAUCUCUGGGAUUAAAGUCCACUUAUAAAAGGAUUUUGUACCUUGUGUGGAAUCUGGUGUGUGAAGAUGACUGGAAGACGCCCCUCACCACCUCCCUGUUCUUUGUAGGCGUGCUCUUUGGCUCAUUCGUGUCUGGCCAGCUGUCUGACAGGUUUGGCAGGAAGAACAUUCUCUUUGCAACCAUGGCUGUGCAAACUGGAUUCAGCUUUCUGCAGAUUUUCUCUAUCAACUGGGAGAUGUUCACUGUGCUAUUUGUUAUAGUGGGCAUGGGCCAGAUCUCCAACUAUGUCGUGGCCUUCAUACUAGGAACUGAAAUUCUUGGCAAGUCAGUUCGCAUUAUAUUCUCCACGUUAGGCGUGUGCACGUUUUUUGCAAUUGGCUACAUGGUGCUGCCACUGUUUGCUUACUUCAUCAGAGACUGGCGGAUGCUGCUGCUGGCUCUGACGGUGCCUGGAGUGCUGUGCGUCCCGCUGUGGUGGUUUAUUCCUGAAUCUCCCCGGUGGCUGAUAUCCCAGAGAAGAUUUAGAGAGGCUGAAGAUAUCAUCCAAAAGGCUGCAAAGAUGAAUAAGAUAGCUGCACCAGCAGUGAUAUUCGAUCCGGUGGAGCUACAGGAGCUGAACUCCUUGAAGCAGCAGAAAGUGUUCAUUCUGGACCUGUUCAGGACUUGGAAUAUUGCCACAAUAACCAUUAUGUCUUUACUGCUAUGGAUGCUAACCUCAGUGGGUUACUUUGCUCUGUCUCUCAAUGUUCCUAAUUUACAUGGAGAUGCUUACCUGAACUGUUUCCUCUCAGCCCUGAUUGAAGUUCCAGCUUACAUCACAGCCUGGCUGUUACUAAGGACCCUGCCCAGGCGUUAUAUCAUAGCUGGGGUACUCUUCUGGGGAGGAGGUGUGCUCCUCUUGAUUCAACUGGUACCUGCAGAUUACUACUUCUUGUCCAUUGGUCUGGUAAUGUUGGGGAAAUUUGGGAUCACCUCUGCUUUCUCCAUGCUGUACGUCUUCACAGCAGAACUCUACCCAACCCUGGUCAGGAAUAUGGCUGUGGGGAUCACCUCCACGGCCUCCAGAGUGGGCAGCAUCACUGCUCCUUACUUCGUUUACCUGGGUGCUUAUUACAGACUUCUGCCCUACAUUGUCAUGGGCAGUCUGACUGUCCUGAUUGGAAUUGUCACCCUUUUUUUCCCUGAAAGUUUUGGAGUUACUCUACCAGAGACUUUGGAAGAGAUGCAGAAAGUGAAAGGGUUCAGAUGUGGGAAAAAAUCAAGAGUCUCAAUGGAGAGAGAAGAAAAUCCCAAAGUUCUAAUAACUGCAUUCUGAUGAACUUUCUACCAUAUUUGACAAGCUGAAAUAUACAGAAGACCCUAAGAAGAAACUAAAGCCUUCCUUGCCGAAUGGACUCACAAUAGCAAUUAACAUCCAAAUGGACCUUGAUGUGGAGAAAUGCUACUCAUCUGGCAUGCUCUGGACCACGCUUCCAGACCGUCCACUUGUCUUCAAGAACAAGCAUUUCUAGAGACUCUUCCUUACUAAUUAAU